AUGGCUACUGAACUUCAAGUGGGAAUGGACAAAAGUACUUUUAUGUACAUCUCGGAACAAAUAAGGCCAUACGUUCAGCGAGAAAAUACAAGGAUGAGGGAAGCAUUCUCUCCAGAGAUUCGAAUUGGGAUCACAAUUUAUAAGCUUGCUACAUGUGCGUCUUUUCGGGAAAUUUCCAAUCAAUUUGGAAUGGCAAGAUUAACUGCUUGUGAGAUUUUUCAUGAAGUGUGCCGUCAAAUUGAAUUAGUGUUAAUGCCAAAGUUCAUUCGUGUGCCAGAAGGACAAGAGCUUUUAGACAAUGUGGAUAAGUUUAAAAUGAAGAAGGGUUUUCCACAAGUUGCGGGAGCUAUUGAUGGUACCCACAUUAAGAUAUUUGCACCACAAAAAGACGCUCAGGAUAAUUUCAACCACAAAUGGUCUUUUUCCGUGGUACUUCAAGCACUAGUUGACGCAGACGUCAAAUUUAUGAACACAUUUGUCGGCAUGCCUGGCAGUGUUCAUGAUGCCAGAGUGUUCAAUCUGUCUGCGCUGAGCAAAAAGUUACAAGAACACACCUUAUUUACACCGAAUAACGUUAUUGAAAUUGAGGGUAGCGCUGUGCCUUUAUUGAUUUUAGGGGACGCAGCCUAUCCUUUAUUGCCAAAUCUUAUUAGACCGUUCAUUGGGAGAGGGUGUCUCAACAGAUCAGAGAGAAUGUUUAAUUACAAACAUUCUGCCACAAGAAUGACCGUGCAAAAGGCCUUUGGGAGACUGAAAGGGAGAUGA
Anneissia japonica is the source of this 765-nucleotide messenger RNA. RefSeq names its product protein ALP1-like. The transcript has 3 exons. NCBI's taxonomy places the organism in Eukaryota, Metazoa, Echinodermata, Crinoidea, Comatulida, Comatulidae. The record is from RefSeq and is a predicted model, not a curated record. The coding region runs from base 1 to 765 and encodes 254 amino acids.